This is a messenger RNA of Rhododendron vialii, 333 nucleotides long. RefSeq names its product hexokinase-1-like. Gene Ontology annotation, biological process: glucose 6-phosphate metabolic process; intracellular glucose homeostasis; glycolytic process. Lineage: Eukaryota; Viridiplantae; Streptophyta; Magnoliopsida; Ericales; Ericaceae. Gene Ontology annotation, molecular function: D-glucose binding; glucokinase activity; fructokinase activity. Gene Ontology annotation, cellular component: cytosol; mitochondrion. The coding region runs from base 21 to 269 and encodes 82 amino acids. The transcript has 3 exons. The record is from RefSeq and is a predicted model, not a curated record.
UUGAGAAGAUCAUUUCUGGGAUGUAUUUGGGAGAAAUUUUACGCAGGGUUCUAUGCAGAAUGGCAGAUGAAGCUGCCUUCUUUGGCGUUACCGUUCCCCCAAAACUGAAGAUUCCACCUAUAUUGAGGUCCCCUGAUAUGUCUGCAAUGCACCAUAAUAAUUCUUCUGAUCUCAAAGUGGUUGGGAGCCAGUUAAAGAAUAUCCUAGAGAUAUCCAACACCUCUCUGAAAACAAGAAAAGUCAUAGUGGAGCUAUGUGAAAUAAUCUAAACUUUGGAGAGCACUAUCAACGAGUUGUUAGGCGAGGCAUCUGACUCAAUUGUGAUUACGCAUU